GGAUUGUUUUGUUUAUUUCAAAUCCAAUAUUAGAUAAACUAAAUAUAUAUGCCACUAUUUACUCGAUCUGUUCUUAAUACCGACAAAUUAAUAGAAAUCUAAACGAAGGAAUUCCAUAGACAAAAAAUGGAUGGAUUCGAUUUAUUUAGGCAGUUAACCAGAGGGGCAAAAUUUAAGAGGAGAAGACCGGCACAAUCACCUGAGGAAGAGAUUUCAAAAAAGAAACUAAAACUUGAAGAAGAUCUUCUCGUACCAAACGAGGAUAAUAACCAGCUAAAAAAUGCCAUAUCGGAGCGCACACAUUCUGAUGAAGAUGAAUAUUCAAAUUCAUUUGAAUUUAUUUCAGGCGUGCCAGAUUCCCAAGCGAAAAUGAAAAAAAAGAAAAAGAAAGUUGCAAAGCUUACUGACGCAGAACGGGAAAAGCAAUUAGAAGAAAAAAUGGUUGAAAGUUUGCGUAAAGAAAAUCAGAUAACCGUCUUAGGUAAAAAUAUACCACCGCCAUUUACUACUUUCGAGGAAUUGCAUACCACGUACAACGUUAGUAAAAAUUUAGUUAGAAAUUUAAUGAACUGCAAUUAUUCUCAACCGACACCUAUUCAAAUGCAAGCCAUAACCAUAAUGCUGAAAGGACGGUCUUUAAUGGCUUGUGCGCCAACGGGCUCCGGCAAGACAAUUGCAUUUUUGACUCCUAUUAUUAAUGAUUUGAAAGUUCCCAAAAAAAUUGGUUUUCGAGCUUUGAUAUUAGCGCCCACUCGUGAAUUGGCUCAGCAAAUCUACCGAGAGUGCGUGCGCUUGUGCGAGAAAACAUCUUUGAAAAUAUACAUUAUUGGGAAACUUAAUCAAAGUAAACCUAUUGAAAGUGAAUUAAGAAAGUUCGAUAUUUUGAUUUCAACACCAAAUCGAGUGCGAUUUUUGUUACAACAAGAGCCACCAUUAUUGGAUCUUAAAAGCGUGGAAUGGUUUGUUUUAGAUGAAGCAGAUCGUUUAAUGGAAGAAGGUAAAAAUAAUUUCAAAGAACAGCUUGAUGACAUUCUGGCUGCAUGCUCUAAAUCCAAUAAGAAAAUGGCUUUAUUCAGCGCCACGUAUACGGUAGCUGUAGCGAAAUGGGCAAUAAAAAAUUUGAAAAAUUUAGCUCGCGUUAAUAUUGGUGUACAAAACGCUGCAACUGAAAACGUGAAACAAGAAUUGCUCUUUGUUGGUUCCGAAAGUGGUAAAUUAUUAGCAGUUCGCGAUUUGGUGCGCUCUGGUCUAAAGCCUCCUGUACUCAUUUUCGUACAAAGCAAGGAACGGGCUAAACAACUUUUUGAAGAACUUUUAUAUGAUGGCAUUAAUGUGGAUAUUAUUCAUGCAGAUCGCACCCAACAGCAACGGGAUAAUUGCGUACGAGCUUUUAGAGAAGGUCAUAUAUGGAUUUUAAUAUGUACCGAAUUAAUGAGUCGUGGCAUCGAUUUUAAAGGUGUUAACCUGGUCAUAAAUUACGAUUUCCCACCAUCGACCAUUUCAUAUGUACAUCGGAUCGGUCGUACAGGUCGUGCCGGCAGAAUCGGCAAGGCAAUCACAUUCUUCACACAAGAUGAUAAGGCGCAAAUAAGAAGUAUUGCGGAAAUUAUUAAAAAUUCUGGAGGCAAGGUACCCGAAUUUAUGCUAAAUAUGAAAAAAGCGAGUAAAUCGGAAAGAAAGAAACUGGCCAAUUUCGCUCCAAAGCGUGAAGAUAUUUCUACUAAAAUUAAACCUGAAGUAGCAAAGAGCGAGGAGACAAAGGUUCUUAAAAAUACGAAAAACUCAUCAACUCCACAAGAACACACAAGUAAAGUAAACAAAGGUGAAAAGUUAAAAAAAUUGAAGAGA
Messenger RNA from Glossina fuscipes, 1848 nucleotides. RefSeq names its product probable ATP-dependent RNA helicase DDX52 (gene ais). Gene Ontology annotation, biological process: maturation of SSU-rRNA. NCBI's taxonomy places the organism in Eukaryota, Metazoa, Arthropoda, Insecta, Diptera, Glossinidae. The record is from RefSeq and is a predicted model, not a curated record. The transcript has 5 exons. Gene Ontology annotation, molecular function: nucleic acid binding; RNA helicase activity; ATP binding. The annotation marks the transcript as partial.